Coregonus sp. 'balchen' is the source of this 11228-nucleotide messenger RNA. The record is from the annotation of a GenBank genome assembly. NCBI's taxonomy places the organism in Eukaryota, Metazoa, Chordata, Actinopteri, Salmoniformes, Salmonidae.
UAAUCAAUUUCAGAGGCGAUAGGGGCAGGGGCCGGGGAGGCCGGUUCGGUUCACGUGGAGGACUGGUGCAAGGGUGAGUAGCUAACUAGCCAGUUGCUAGCAUAAUGAUGUUGCCUUGUAUUUCAUUCUUCUAGCCAGGCAGAUGAGCCUUGUCUUUACUUUGAGGUGGGAUAACACUUCAAAUUGAGCAAGCCUGCUUUUAGUUUUGUGUGACGCCAUAAUUGUUGAUUUACUAUGCGCACAACUGUAAAGUUAACCUGUCCAAUAUGAGAUUUAAGAUUCAUGAGGUCACUUUGCCAACUGAUAUUCAUAGAAGAAUGUCUGGCACAAUAUAAGAUGCAUUGAUGUUUCUUGGUCCCUUGUUUCAGGUAUCGACCAUUUGUCCCCCACAUUCCCUUUGACUUCUAUGUGGUGAGUAUUUGCCACUAUGCCAAGCAUCCUUCCCAUUCACAUGCGCUCUUGCACCAAUGGUUAUGUUGAAGAGGGCAUGUCAGUGGUACAGCAUGUAGCUCACUUUAAUUAAAAUCAACAAAGAGUCAGUCAAUGGAGAUCAGCUCACCUACCCAUACAGAUUGUAAUCAAUGGAGAUCAGCUCACCUACUCGUACACAAUGGUCUAAUAAUGCUCUAGUUGAAACGACAGGGAUAAUAAUAUAAUAAUAAUAUGCCAUUUAGCAGACGCUUUUAUCCAAAGCUACUUACAGUCAUGCGUGCAUAAUUUUUUUUGUGUAUGGGUGGUCCCGGGGAUCGAACCCAUUACAUUUUACAUUUACAUUUAAGUCAAUUAGCAGACGCUCUUAUCCAGAGCGACUUACAGUUAGUGAAUACAUUUUUUUUUUUAUACUGGCCCCCGUGGGAAUCGAACCCACAACCCUGGCGUUGCAAACGCCAUGCUCUAUCAACUGAGCUACAUCCCUGCCGGCCAUUCCCUCCCCUACCCUGGACGACGCUGGGCCAAUUGUGCGCCGCCCAUGAACCCACUACCUUGGCGUUACAAGCGCCGUGCUCUACCAGCUGAGCUACAGAGGACCACGAUCUUGUCAAAGUAAUACAGUAGCGCAGAUAGGGAUGUCGAGUGGACAGUGCUAAGCUGGCUCUCUGGUUCCCCCAGUGUGAGAUGGCCUUCCCCAGAGUGAAACCGGCAGCAGACGAGACUGCCUUCAGUGAGUGUCUACUGAAGAGGAACCAGGACCUCAGCCCCACACCCGCAGAGCAGGUAGAAAACACACACAAACAUUCUCUCUCGCUCUUAAACAUUCAACACACUUCACUCGGUCAUCCUCACUCAAACCACGCUUGCUUGAUCAUUUCACUCAAACUCUUGUAUGCACACACCAACAUAUUCCUUUAGGUAAUGUGUUAAACAACCCACUCCUACACUAUGCCACCAUAGAACUCUUUCAAUUGACUACAUGCAAACUCUCUGCUCCGACUUUCAGUCCUCCAUCUUGUCCCUGGUCACCAAGAUCAACAACGUCAUCGACAACCUCAUCGUCGCCCCCGGCAACUUUGAAGUGGUGAGUUCCAGAGCUCGGUAGAGAUUAGCGUGCCAAAAUGGUUAUGUAUCUGUAUUGGAUAACAUAUUUAGCCAUGUACAAUAACAAUGUGAAUUGCUUUCUCUUCACUUUCCAGCAAAUUGAAGAGGUGCGUCAGGUGGGCUCAUACAAGAAAGGCACCAUGACAAUGGGACACAAUGUUGCUGACCUGGUGGUCAUCCUCAAGAUCUUGCCCACAUGUGAGUUCUGUGUGUGUGUGUGUGUGUGUCCCAAAAAAGCAAAGCCCAGUUGUACAUUCAUUAACUGGUCUUCAAAUGUCAGCAUAAUGUCUCAGAUGUUGAUUGCUACACAGUAUUUUGCAUCUUGGCUGGGUUAUAGUACAAAUCAGUCCUCAUUCUGGACUGUAUUUCCCAGAGCAGCCAUUUUGAAAUUGCGUCCAUUGGUUGUACUGAACCCCCAUAAUGAAAGUUAUCUCUUGCAGUGGAGGCCGUCGCAGCUCUCGGCAACAAAGUGGUGGAGACCCUUCGCACACAAGACCCUGCCGAAGGUGACCUAUAUUACACAGUUACAUUUGUUUUCAUGUAGCCACAGUGAAACAUCAGUCACAGAAGUUAGAUUUAGCUUUCAAUAGCAUCAAUUGUACUCCAAUUUAGCUUUCUUGAUUUGUCGUGCCAUGUUGUUUAGUGAUGAAUUCAUACAAAAGUGAAAGUACAAGGAUAAUGUAGGCAUGCUGGGUAAUGGGAUAUGGGUUAUUCUCAAUCUUCACUGGUUGUGAUCUAAUGUUGCCAACUGACUCCCUCUCUGUGUCCUAGUUCUCUCCAUGCUGACAAAUGAGACAGGCUUUGAGAUAAGCUCUGCCGAUGCCACAGUGAAAAUCCUCAUCACCACCGUUCCCCCCAACCUGCGCAAGCUGGACCCCGAACUGCACCGUACGUGCACUCAGAAACUCACACGCAAACACGCAGCACAAUGUGAUAGAAUGUAAACAUGAGCUGCAACAUAAGUACACUCAUAGAGCUACAUAAAGAAGUUAAAACACUCACAUAGAUGCACUGUGAUUGGUAAACAGCUCUCUAUACCAUGCAUGCCAUACAUAAGCAUUCAUUGUAGACUGGAGGAAGAGUGUGUGUGUUUAAUGUAGAUGUAUUAUCUGUUUUCAGCCAGACGAUGGUGCUUUAAGUCAGGGUUUCCCAAACUCGGUCCUGGGGCCCCCCCCGGGUGCACGUUUUUGUUUUUGCCCAAGCACUACACAGCUGACUCAAAUAGUCAAAGCUUGAUGAUGAGUUGGUUAUUUGAAUCAGCUGUGUAGUGCUAGGGUAACCCUGCUGUAAGUGGUCAUAUUGGUGUUGAUGAUAUGGUCUCUUUCUCCCCAGUGGACAUCAAGGUGCUGCAGAGUGCUCUGGCUGCCAUCCGCCAUGCCCGCUGGUUUGAGGAGAACGCCUCCCAAUCUACGUAAGUCACCGUUUACCCUUAAAACCUUUUAGUCUUUUACCACUCACCCGGUUUACCCUCCCAAACCGAUAGAUCCUCAUAAUGUGUUCCAAAUUAUGUAAUAGGACCUUACACCUCGGUCUCCUUUUUUUGUUGUUGACCCUUUUCACAUCCUCAAUGUUUCUCACAAGUGAAGGAGGAAUAGAGGGAGGCUUUUUAAUCCUAAAUGUUUCAGCCAUAAUGACCAUUGUCUUGAAAAAUACUCUCUUCCUUUAUUAUCCUGUAUAAAUGGUGUAUAUUGUAAAUGGCAAUACAGUGAAGCGCCGACUAACUUGAUCCUUUUUAACUUCUUAAGAGUGUUACUCAUGUCCUGUUUGUUGUUAUUUAGGGUGAAAGUGCUAAUUCGCCUGCUGAAGGAUCUGAGGGUGCGUUUCCCCGGGUUCGAGCCUCUCACCCCCUGGAUCCUGGAUCUACUGGUGAGUCCAUAGAGACCAUAGUUAUACUGGAUAUACUGGUGGGGACACUACACCUACCAUUAACACAACUACUGGUAAACCAAUAGCAUGUGAUAAGGGUGAACGUUGGCACUUGGAGAGGCAUGAUAAUGGAUGAUUUAGCUAUUAGUUUGUUGUGGAUUACCACACACAGAGCAAGUCACCUGGCUAAUAUGUUUUGUGUGAUUCUCUGUCUUUGCUAUUGUAUUGACCCUAACUGAAAGCUUGUAUCACAUCACUGCAUAUCUAAAGGAGGAAUGAAUAAGAAAUUAAAAGCGUUUAAUGCGUUCCAUCUCAGGGUCAUUCUGCGGUCAUGAACAACCCCUCCAGGCAGCCCUUGUCACUCAAUGUGGCUUACAGGUGAGCCUCCCCAUUCCCUCAGUCAGUGCUCAAUGUAUCUGAGGUUGUUUUCGUACGUCUUACUAUUAGAUAUAGUAGUUUUUCUGUUAUGUUCAGUGUCUCAAUUCCAAAACUUUAUAUUAUGAUACUUUGCUGGCGGUGCCUAUUUAAAAAAAAAAAAUAUAUAUAUAUAUAUAUAUAUAUACAGUAUCUCACAAAAGUGAGUACACCCCUCACAUUUUUGUAAAUAUUUGAGUAUAUCUUUUCAUGUGACAACACUGAAGAAAUGACACUUUGCUACAAUGUAAUGUAGUGAGUGUACAGCUUGUAUAACAGUGUAAAUUUACUGUCCCCUCAAAAUAACACAACACACAGCCAUUAAUGUCUAAACCGCUGGCAACAAAAGUGAGUACACCCCUAAGUGAAAAUGUCAAAAUUGGGCCCAAAGUGUCAAUAUUUUGUGUGGCCAUCAUCAUUAUCCAGCACUGCCUUAACCCUCUUGGGCAUGGAGUUCACCAGAGCUUCACAGGUUGCCACUGGAGUCCUCUUCCACUCCUCCAUGAUGACAUCACGGAGCUGGUGGAUGUUAGAGACCUUGCACUCCUCUACCUUCCGUUUGAGGAUGCCCCACAGAUGCUCAAUAGGGUUUAGGUCUGGGAGACAUGCUUGGCCAGUCCAUCACCUUUACCCUCAGCUUCUUUAGCAAGGCAGUGGUCGUCUUGGAGGUGUGUUUAGGGUCGUUAUCAUGUUGGAAUACUGCCCUGCGGCCCAGUUUCCGAAGGGAGGGGAUCAUGCUCUGCUUCAGUAUGUCACAGUACAUGUUGGCAUUCAUGGUUCCCUCAAUGAACUGUAGCUCCCCAGUGCCGGCAGCACUCAUGCAGCCCCAGACCAUGACACUCCCACCACCAUGCUUGACUGUAGGCAAGACACACUUGUCUUUGUACUCCUCACCUGGUUGCCGCCACACACGCUUGACACCAUCUGAACCAAAUACGUUUAUCUUGGUCUCAUCAGACCACAGGACAUGGUUCCAGUAAUCCAUGUCCUUAGUCUGCUUGUCUUCAGCAAACUGUUUGCGGGCUUUCUUGUGCAUCAUCUUUAGAAGAGGCUUCCUUCUGGGACGACAGCCAUGCAGACCAAUUUGAUGCAGUGUGCGGCGUAUGGUCUGAGCACUGACAGUCUGACCCCCCACCCCUUCAACCUCUGCAGCAAUGCUGGCAGCACUCAUAUGUCUAUUUCCCAAAGACAACCUCUGGAUAUGACGCUGAGCACGUGCACUCAACUUCUUUGGUCGACCAUGGCGAGGCCUGUUCUGAGUGGAACCUAUCUUGUUAAACCGCUGUAUGGUCUUGGCCGCCGUGCUGCAGCUCAGUUUCAGGGUCUUGCCAAUCUUCUUAUAGCCCAGGCCAUCUUUAUGUAGAGAAACAAUUCUUUUUUUCAGAUCCUCUGAGAGUUCUUUGCCAUGAGGUGCCAUGUUGAACUUCCAGUGAGCAGUAUGAGGGAGUGUGAGAGCGAUGACACCAAAUUUAACACACCUGCUCCCCAUUCACACCUGAGACCUUGUAACACUAACGAGUCACAUGACACAGGGGAGGGAAAAUGGCUAAUUGGGCCCAAUUUGGACAUUUUCACUUAGGGGUGUACUCACUUUUGUUGCCAGUGGUUUAGACAUUAAUGGCUGUGUGUUGAGUUAUUUUGAGGGGACAGCAAAUGUACUCUUACACAAGCUGUACACACACUACUUUACAUUGUAGCAAAGUGUCAUUUCUUCAGUGUUGUCACAUGAACAGAUAUACUCAAAUAUUUACAAAAAUGUGAGGGGUGUACUCACUUUUGUGAGAUACUGUGUGUAUAUGUAUGUAUAUAUAUAUAUUACAGUUGAAGUCGGAAGUUUACAUACUCUUAGGUUGGAGUCAUUAAAACUAGUUUUUCAUCCACUCCACAAAUUUCUUGUUAACAAACUAUAGUUUUGGCAAGUCGGUUAGGACAUCUACUUUGUGCAUGACACAAGUAAUUUUUCCAACAAUUGUUUACAGACAAUUUCACUUAUAAUUCACUAUCACAAUUCCAGUGGAUUAGAAGUUUACAUACACUAAGUUGACAAUUGGAGGUGUACCUGUGGAUGUAUUUCAAGGCCUACCUUCAAACUCAGUGCCUCUUUGCUUGACAUCAUGGGAAAAUCAAAAGAAAUCAGCCAAGACCUCAGAAAAAUAAUUGUAGACCUCCACAAGUCUGGUUCAUCCUUGGGAGCAAUUUCCAAACGCCUGAAGGUACCACGUUCAUCUGUACAAACAAUAGUACACAAGUAUAAACACCAUGGGACCACGCAGCCGUCAUACCGCUCAGGAAGGAGACGCAUUCUGUCUCCUAGAGAUGAACGUACUUUGGUGCGAAAAGUGCAAAUCAAUCCCAGAACAACAGCAAAGGACCUUGUGAAGACGCUGGAGGAAACAGGUACAAAAGUAUCUAUAUCCACAGUAAAACGAGUCCUAUAUCGACAUAACCUGAAAGGCCGCUCAGCAAGGAUGGAGCCACUGCUCCAAAACCGCCAUAAAAAAGCCAGACUACAGUUUGCUGCACAUGGGGACAAAGAUCGUACUUUUUGGAGAAAUAUCCUCUGGUCUGAUGAAACAAAUAGAACUGUUGGGCCAUAAUGAUCAAAUCAAAUUUUAUUGGUCACAUGCGCCGAAUACAACAGGUGCAGACAUUACAGUGAAAUGCUUACUUACAGCCCUUAACCAACAGUGCAUUUAUUUUAAACAAAAAAGUAAAAAUAAAACAACAACAACAAAAAAAGUGUUGAGAAAAAAAAGAGCAUAAGUAAAAUAAAGUGACAGUAGGGAGGCUAUAUAUACAGGGGGGUACCGUUGCAGAGUCAAUGUGCGGGGGCACCGGCUAGUUGAGGUAGUUGAGGUAAUAUGUACAUGUGGGUAGAGUUAAAGUGACUAUGCAUAAAUACUUAACAGAGUAGCAGCAGCGUAAAAAGGAUGGGGUGGGGGGGCAGUGCAAAUAGUCCGGGUAGCCAUGAUUAGCUGUUCAGGAGUCUUAUGGCUUGGGGGUAGAAGCUGUUGAGAAGUCUUUUGGACCUAGACUUGGCACUCCGGUACCGCUUGCCGUGCGGUAGCAGAGAGAACAGUCUAUGACUAGGGUGGCUGGAGUCUUUGACAAUUUUGAGGGCCUUCCUCUGGAUGACCAUCAUUAUGUUUGUUUGUAAUGACCAUCAUUAUGUUUGUAGUAAAAAGGGAGAUGCUUGCAAGCCGAAGAACACCAUCCCAACCGUGAAGCACAGGGGUGGCAGCAUCAUGCUGUGGGGGUGCUUUGCUGCAGGAGGGACUGGUGCACCUCACAAAAUAGAUGGCAUCAUGAGGAAGGAAAAUUAUGUGGAUAUAUUGAAGCAGAAAUAAAUAAUUCUCUCUAGUAUUAUUCUGACAUUUCACAUUCUUAAAAUAAAGUGGUGAUCCUAACUGACCUAAAAUGGAAUUUUUACUAGGAUUAAAUGUCAGGAAUUGUGAAAAAAUGAGUUUAAAUGUAUUUGGCUAAGGUGUAUGUAAACUUCCGACAUCAACUGUAUAUACACACACACACCGUGCAUUCGGAAAGUAUUCAGACCCAUCCCGUUUUCCACAUUUUGUUACCUUACAGCCUUAUUCUAAAAUUGAUUAAAUAAAUUAAAUAAAUCACCAAUCUACACACAUUACCCCAUAAUGACAAAGCGAAAACAGGGUGUUAUUUUUGUGUGCAAAUGUAUUAACAAUAAAAAACAGAUACAUUUACAUUUACAUUUUAGUCAUUUAGCAGACGCUCUUAUCCAGAGCGACUUACAGUUAGUGAAUAAUUUAUUUUAUUUUAUUUUUUUAUACUGGCCCCCUGUGGGAAUCAAACCCACAACCCUGGCAUUGCAAACGCCAUGCUCUAUCAACUGAGCUACAUCCCUGCCGGCCAUUCCCUCCCCUACCCUGGACGACGCUGGGCCAAUUGUGCGCCGCCCAUGAGUCUCCCGGUCGCGGCCGGCUGCAACAGAGCCUGGAUUCGAACCAGGAUCUCUAGUGGCACAGUUAGCACUGCGAUGCAGUGCCUUAGACCACUGCGCCACUCAUGUAUUAUUUACAUAAGUAUUCAGACCCUUCGCUAUGAGACUCGAAAUUGAGCUCAGGUGCAUCCUGUUUCCAUUGAUCAUCCUUGAUGUUUCUACAACUUGAUUGGAGUCCACCUGUGGUAAAUUCAAUUGGUUGGACAGGAUUUGGAAAGGCACACACCUGUCUAUAUAGGGUCCCACAGUUGACAGUGCAUGUCAGAGCAAAAACCAAGCCAUGAGGUUGAAGGAAUUGUCCGUAGAGCUCCGAGGCAGGAUUGUGUCGAGGCACAGAUCUGCGGAAGGGUACCAAAAUAUUUCUGCAGCAUUGAAGGUCCCCAAGAACUCAGUGGCCUCCAUCAUUCUUAAAUGGAAGAAGUUUGGAACCACCAAGACUCUUCCUAGAGCUGGCCGCCCGGCCAAACUGAGCAAUUGGGGGAGAAGGGCCUUGGUCAGGAAGGUGUCCAAGAACCCAAUGGUCACUCUGACAGAGCUCCAGAGUUCCUCUGGAGAUGGGAGAACCUUCCAGAAGGACAACCAUCUCUGCAGCAAUCCACCAAUCAGGCCUUUAUGGUAGAGUGGCCAGACAGAAGCCACUCUUCAGUAAAAGGCACAUGACAUCCCACUUGGAGUUUGCCAAAAGGCACCUAAAGGACUCAGACCACGAGAAACCAGAUUCUCUGGUCUGAUGAAACCAAGAUUGAACCUGGCACCAUCCCUAUGGUGAAGCGUGGUGGUAGCAUCAUGCUGUGGGGAUGUUUUUCAGCGGCAGGGACUGGGAGACUAGUCAGGGAUCGAGGGAAAGAUGAAUGGAGCAAAGUACGGAGAUCCUUGAUGAAAACCUGCUCCAGAGCGCUCAGGACCUCAGACUGAGGAGACGGUUCACCUUCCAACAGGACAACGACCCUAAGCACACAGCCGAGACAACGCAGGAGUGGCUUCGGGACAAGUCUCUGAAUGUCCUUGAGUGGCCCAGCCAAACACUGGACUUGAACCCGAUCGAACAUCACUGGAGAGACCUGAAAAUAGCUGUGCAGCGACGCACCCCAUCCAACCUGACAGCGCUUGAGAGGAUCUGCAGAGAAGAAUGAGAUACAUUUUUUAUUAAUCACAAUUUUCUUUAACCAAUUUUGGUCUGUAAUGCAGAGCCGACAGACAAGUUCCUUACUUUUUCCCCCUUCCACUUGCCUCUUCCAUUUUUGCGGUAAUGCUGCAAUUAGUUGGUUGUAAGCAGACAUUUCCAUAUAUUUUUGUUAGCUGCAUGUGUGACAACUCCACCAGUCAUAUUUAUAAUAUAAUUUACAAAGAUCAUACAGUUUUUAAACAUUUAUUAUUUUAUUUUUAUUUUUAUCAAUUAGUAUAUUUGAGUUUUAAUCAUAUUUGUUGUAAUAUUUGUUCUGUCUUUUCUGUUGGAUUAAACUGAAAUUGCAACCAACUUUCUAUGGCUUGUUAUAAAAACACCGAUACUAAACUGAAAUUGCAACCAACUUUCUACGGCUUGUUUUAAAAAGAGCGAUACUAAACUGAAAUUGCAGCCAACUUUCUACGGCUUGUUUUAAAAAGAGCGAUACUAAACUGAAAUUGCAACCAACUUUCUACGGCUUGUUUUAAAAAGAGCGACAUUUUGGUGAUAAUUAAAUUUUCAAAUAACCGAAAGUGAGAGGUUGUAAUCUGAAUAAAGGGGAAAGGCCAUUCUUGAUUCUUACUUUUUGUUGUUUAUUUUGCUCUUUUCAGACGCUGCCUACAGAUGUUGGCCGCUGGACUAUUCCUGCCAGGCUCAGUAGGCAUCACUGACCCCUGUGAGAGUGGAAACUUCCGGGUGCACACCGUCAUGACCCUCGAGCAGCAGGUAAUAACAUCUCUUUAGCUGCCUUCAUGGUGCAGGGGUGGAGAACCUUGGUCUUAGUGACAGGGUUUGCUCCAGCCCAGCACUAAAACACUAAAUCUGUUUCCAUGAUCAUUUAGGUAUGUGAAUUGAAAGUGUGUGUGUCUGUUUUGUUUUUGCAGGACAUGGUGUGUUUCACUGCUCAGACGUUGGUGAGGGUACUCUCUCAUGGAGGGUACAGGAAGAUCCUGGGCCUGGAGGGUGAUGCCAGCUGUGAGUCUCUCGCGUGUGCGCUCUCUCACACACACACACACCCACCCUUUUUCUCAAAGUAAACAUUAAAUAAAUCUACCUCACUCUCCCAGACCUGGCUUCGGAAAUGUCCACAUGGGACGGCGUGAUCGUCACACCUUCUGAGAAGGCCUACGAGAAGCCGCCAGAGAGGAAGGAAGAGGAGGAUGAGGCGCUGGAGGAAGGAGGAGAUGUAGAGGAUGAAAGCAUGGAGACACAGGAGUGAGAAAGACCUGGAAAGUGGUGAGCUGCCUGGUACCAGUAGCCAGUCAAAAACAGGCUCAUUACCAGGCUAGCUAGCUGCCUAGCUUGUUGUUACAGCUCCUACAGUAGCUUUGUUAGCGCAUUAGCUAACUUAAGCCAUAGUUAGCUUGAAACGUAACAUUCUGUAAAUUAGCCUACUUUGCAUAGUUGCUAGUAGCAAAUCCCAUUCAUGUAUUUAAGAGUAAACAAAAUCAACAUUACUUUUUUGUUUAUGGAAAGAAAUCAUUGUAACACCAAGUCAUAACGAAGUAAGCUAUGUAGCCAACUAGCAGUGCUGCCACACAUCAACAACCAGCAAGAGAGACUAGCCUGCGAUAGUAGUGCAUGGUGCCGUAGAGAAAAGCGCCAUCUACUGUAUCAGUGUUAUAGGUGAGAAUUCUGUAAAAUCAACUCCGCUUUACACAGAGUAUAAUAGGAGAGGGUUUGCGAAGGACAUUCUUUUAUCUUUGAGAACCACUCAAAGUUCAACUUCGAUUCUAGCGAUUCUAACCCUGUGGGCUGAGUGAUGGUUGCGCCAGAUAUCCUCUGUAUUAAGACAAAAAGGUCAAGGCUUAAUGGGAGACGGGCAGCGCCAUUAGCGUUGCGAGUGACAAAAGGCCAAAUGGUGUUAGUGGUGGGAUCCAAUUCACUGUUUUACCCAUACAAUGUGAUCUGAGGCUUAACAACUUGUUAAUUUUCUCCUCUUGUAGCCAUCCAGAGGAUCCUGUGCCACGUCUUUUAAACAAUCGUUUACCCCUGACCCUUUUGGAGACCCUUCGCUCGCCCCUUUGUCCUUCAAUGAAGUUCAUGUCCACUAAUCAUGAAUUGACUCCAUCGACCUGGACCAAAGUGCGCCAACUGGACGGACAGACUCACAUAUAGACUGUUACUGGUCCCUCAACGCCCUCAACAAAAAUGAAAUUGAUGGUCUUCUCAAAAGGGGCGGGUGUCACUAUUAAUUUGUAUUCCGUGUCUUUGUGUGGUUUUUAAUUUGUAACAGCAAUGAUGACUAAAUUAAACAACUUCUUUAUUUUAAUA